CAACGUGGCCCAACCUAGGCUCAUUCCACCUUUGGCCAAUCCCGAACAAGGUGAUCUCAACCCCAACUCCGCAAACAGAAAGAAGCGUCACCAGCAUCUCCUGCUUUGUCAGGACUUGUCACAGUCUCUUCACCAUCGGCAGCGAACAGGUUGCAGGGCGAAAGCAAGAGCACUACCAGGAGUAACUUGUGCUGACCAUUCGAGCAAAGUUUGCACCAAAGAAGCCAGGCAAAUUGAGAAAGGCUGGCCAAAAUUUGGACUUCGCGCCACGCCCCGCACAUCUGCCCCAGAAAAUCUACCGAGCAUGGCGUCCAUUCAGCCUGACGCCGCUGGGACAAGAGGUCACCUCACGAGCUCCCAGACUCGCGCCCUCUACCGGCUGUGGCAGCGCUUCUUUCGGCUAUGUGAGGUACCUGCAGGAGGCCUGAGCGCCUCUUCCUCCUCGACAACGAGCUAUUCACAGCAGAGCAAUGGCGGGAGAAACGGUGCGGGACUGCCUACUGUCCACUCCUCGGCCUCAAAUUCGGGCGAGAAGCUGCCGGGCUCCACCUCUGGACCCGGUGGUACCAGCAGUCGGGCCUCUGAACGCGAACACAGGCUCGCAGCGUCGGCUUCUUCUCCAGCAGUUGGGAAGAUGGGUCCUCGGCUUCAGCGGAUGCCUUCUGGCAGAACGAUUGAUGAGCGUGGCUCCCAUAUCCCGAAAGACGACCGAGUCAAGGACGAGCUCAAGACGAUUGAGGAGGCCAAGGAGAUGCGCAUGUUUUUGGAAAAGUACGGCGGUGCAAAGCUCCGCGAGAUAUUCUGGGACAUGGUCAAGGGCGAGCAUCCUGAUGCACUUAUGCUUCGCUUCCUGAGGGCACGAAAAUGGAAUGUUGAUCGAGCCGUAGCUGUUAUUGGAAGCACCGCCGCCUUUCGAGCCGACAAUGAUGUCGAGGGAAUCCUCCGAGAGGGUGAAAAGCCGCUGGUCAAAACACGAGGAGGCCGAAACAUCCUCGAGAACGGCAUUGCCUACGUGUACGGCUCGACGCCGGCAGGAGAACCGAUCUGGUUCGUCGAAGUCGGCCGCCACUUCUCACACAACCAGACGCAAGAGGAGCUCAAGCGAGGCGUGAUCCUGAUGCAAGAGUGGAUGCAGCUUCUCAUGAUCCCACCGACAGAGAAGAAGGUCGUCAUCUUCAACAUGAACGAGUUCGGGAUACGGAAUAUGGACUGGUGGUGCGUCUUCUUCAUGGUCAAGACAAUGGAGAGCUACUACGUCGAAACGCUUGCAAGGGUCUAUGUGCAUGGCGCGCCGUGGAUCUUUAAGCCAAUCUGGGCCAUUCUUCGACCGCUCUUGGAUCCCGUCGUCCGCGACAAGAUCAGGCUCACGUCGCAACCCGAAGAGCUGGCCGAAGACAUCCCCCUUCAUCAUCUGCCCAAGGGCACGAUGCGAGGACAGAUGGACUGGGAAUAUCAGUUCCCGCCUCCCAUUCCACACGAAGACGACACACUCCUGGAAACGGAGAAGCGGGACCGGCUAAAGGCAGACUUUAUGUCGAUUGCCGAUCAAUUUGAAAGGUCGACAAAGGAGAUUGCAAGCUUGUACAUGGCCCAGGUUCUCAAACGCGGUUCGAGACAAGACUAUGAGGUCGACGGCGACGAGAUCGAUGCAGAGGCCAUGGAGCGUGACGAGGAGGAAGGGCGGCGGCGGGGCGCCUCAGCCCUGAACUCUGCAGCUGGCGCUUCUGCCUUGCCGAGGAGAGGAUCUGCUGUCACCACGGGAACUUCGACAACUUUCGAUGACGAAAACAUCGGCGCAGAGCUCAAAGCCAAGCGUGAUGUCAUGGCAACACGACUCCGAGUGGCUUGGCUGAAGCUGCGACCCCAUGUCGUGGGAACCACCAUCUACAAUCGUUGGGAUGCCGCACGAAGCGACGGCACGGUGCAAUGGCGCUACAGAGCCAUUGGCCAAGAUGACAGCGAGGAAGAAGUGCAAGAGUUGGGCGGUGGCACGUGCUUGAGCGCCCUGGAAGAGAAUCUCCGCCUGCUCGGGGAGGCUUCUCCUCUAGCAACAGGAGAAGGAGAAGAAGCCUACGGUGGUUCGGCAAGCGCCUCUGUCACAGCGGUGAAUGGUGGAGCAGCGAUGGCCGCCUCGAAGUCGGCCGGCACGGAAGAGGAAAAGUUGGCCGCCUCGAGAUUGACCGCAUCAGCGCGAAGGAGAGAAGCCAGACGGGGCCAGAGCUCGAGGCCGCAGACGAGCGAAGGCCUCUCUGGAGCUGCCGCUGACGGUGACGCUCGAGAUGAAGAUGCUCAGGCAACAGAGUCGGCACAGGCGCAAGAUGGUGAUGGCAAUGCACCAAUCGGCGAAGGGAGCAACGACACAGUCACGUCCGCUGACGUGGUUGCGCCGUCUGCUUCUGCUUCCUCGCCCCCGACGUCAAGCUCCACCCCUUCCUCUUCACCUCGCGCACCGUCGGUUCCGGAAAAAGACGACGCGACUGCCAAGGCGCUUCCUGUCCAUCCGCUGGAGCACCUUCAUAAGGACUGAUCUCGUGUGUUUUGUGUCACUCAUUGGCUUCGUUUCUGGGCGACGUGGAAGCAGAAUAGCAUUUGAUUGUGUUCAAGUGUCCGGGACAUUGAAAAGAAAGCAUUGAGGGAGAA
This is a messenger RNA of Acaromyces ingoldii, 2640 nucleotides long. RefSeq lists its product as hypothetical. The coding region runs from base 305 to 2527 and encodes 740 amino acids. Lineage: Eukaryota; Fungi; Basidiomycota; Exobasidiomycetes; Exobasidiales; Cryptobasidiaceae. The record is from RefSeq and is a predicted model, not a curated record. The transcript has 4 exons.